AUGGAGGAAGGAUCGUCUUCGCUGCCCCAAGUCAAUCACCCUCAUUCGUGCCGUUGCCUUGUCCGCAAGCUGUCUCCCAUCGGGACUCGGUCCAACUUGGGACGAUCAGCUGCAGGCGAUCCUGCCCCUGCCCCUGCCCCCGCCCCCGCCCCCGCCCCCGCCCCGGGUGUCGCUGAUAAGGAGUCCUCGACGAUGGCAUCCUCGUCUUCGCACGUCGACUUGAGCGCAUGGCAUCGUUCCAACGACCAUCCUCGCUCCUACAAUGACCCCACACGUGUGGAGAACGUCGUCGCUCCUGGCCUGUCGCGCUCUUCGACGUGGGAAUUGAUCACGCCGGGAACGGAUGACUCGGCCGUCAAGCUCGAAGGGGAACUCAACGCUAGCCACGAACCCAGCUCCACGACUUCGACCACUUCGACGAGCCGCGAGUUGACGCAGCUCAUCGAGGAAUUGGGGAAUCAACUCGAGUCGUUGAACACGACCGAUCGUUCGUUGGUACAAGGUUCGCCGCGAAAACCAGCAACGGCGGCAACGACGAGCCCGGUGAUGACGGGCAAAGCCGAUCCGAGGUUCGAGAGGUGAGUUCAGCCCUUUUGGCCUUCUCCCUGGGCUUGUAUUAUCAGGUCUUACGACUGAUUCAAACAUUUGGCGCAAUGCAGUGCCAUCUCGAACCUCGCGCAAUCGCUGAUCCUGCACCACCACUCGAACAUGACCCCGGAACUGGUCUCACCGACGCACGCGCGCUCCCGACUCUACUUUGCGUUCGAGAAUCUCGUCGAGUUGGGGUUGGAGAUGGCCCAAAUCGCACCUAGCUCGGAGGAUUAUGCGCGACAAGUCGUUGAGGACUUGUUUCCUUUCGAUCGUUGUGCGACGGCCGGCCAAGACUCGGAGUCGGUUCGGCCACCCUGUUCGACUAGGCCGGGCACCGAGCCGAGUCCAUCGUCGACUCAUGUCAGUGUAAGCUUGGCAUCUCUCAGGGUUCUGCAACGAGAAGUCGAGAGCGUUCAGGAACAGGUCGAACGCUUGGCACAGGCGCAUGGUCAAUUGGCUGCCGAGGUCGUCGGUUCAGAAAAGUCGGCAACGACGAACCGACUUAUCCUCGCUCGAUUGAACCAUCUCGACACCAACACCACGAUGCACCAAUCCACUCAAAACGGACCGGAUCAUUCGACGCGACAAAUACUCGCACGAAUGCAGGCCCAGAUGAAGGACGAAGCUGCCGCUCGCGAGAAGCUGGCCACGACGAAUCGCCUCAUCCUCGCUCGAUUGAACCACCUUGAUUCCAACACCGCUAGGCAUGGGCGUGCUGGUGGCGAGUCAGAUCAAUCGACAACGCAAAGCCUUGCACGGAUGCAAGCGCAAAUGGAAAACGACGCUGCAGCUCGGGAAAAGUUAGCCGCGACGAACAGGCUCAUUCUUGCUCGACUGAAUCACCUUGAUACCAAUACUCUGAUUCGAGCCCAACCAGACGAGGGAACGAGAUCAAGCCUUGCGCGGAUUGAAGCUCGAAUGGACGCCGAAGCUGCCGCUCGUGAAUCACUAGCAGCGACGAAUCGGUUGAUACUCGCUCGACUGAAUCACCCCGGCACCGAUGCAAGGCACGAAUAG
Molecule: messenger RNA, 1608 nt
Organism: Microbotryum saponariae
Lineage: Eukaryota; Fungi; Basidiomycota; Microbotryomycetes; Microbotryales; Microbotryaceae
Source: the annotation of a GenBank genome assembly